AUGUCUCUAAAAUCAGCAAAAGCCAUCUGGGAUUAUCUCAAGGCAGAAUAUGAAGGAGAUGAUCGUAUCAAAGGUCUGCAAGUGCUGAAUCUCAUUAGAGACUUUGAGUUACAGAAGAUAAAAGAAUCGAAAACCAUCAAAGAAUACUCUGACAGGCUUAUGAUCAUAGCAAACAGAGUAAGAUUACUUGGUUCUGAGUUUAAAUACUCGUGUAUUGUUGAAAAGAUUCUGGUUACUGUACCUGAAAGAUUUGAAGCCACCAUUACCACUUUGGAGAACACCAAGGAUCUGUCAAAAAUCACUUUGGCGAAAUUAUUGAAUUCCUUGCAAGCUCAAGAACAAAGAAGGGUUAUGAGAGAAGAUGAAAUUAGAGAGGGAGAAUUGGCGGCCAAACAUGAAGAGAGUGGAAGAUACAAAAAGAAAAACAACAAGAAGAACCAGCUAACAAAUGGAAAAGAAGCAGCUCGUUACAACAAGAAAAAGCAAAGCAGGUAG
Solanum stenotomum is the source of this 495-nucleotide messenger RNA. RefSeq lists its product as uncharacterized. NCBI's taxonomy places the organism in Eukaryota, Viridiplantae, Streptophyta, Magnoliopsida, Solanales, Solanaceae. The coding region runs from base 1 to 495 and encodes 164 amino acids. The record is from RefSeq and is a predicted model, not a curated record. The transcript has a single exon.